Messenger RNA from Poecilia latipinna (sailfin molly), 1544 nucleotides. Its product is annotated as thyroxine 5-deiodinase-like. The record is from RefSeq and is a predicted model, not a curated record. The transcript has a single exon. Gene Ontology annotation, molecular function: thyroxine 5'-deiodinase activity. Gene Ontology annotation, biological process: thyroid hormone metabolic process. Lineage: Eukaryota; Metazoa; Chordata; Actinopteri; Cyprinodontiformes; Poeciliidae.
UCCCAAAAUGUAGUUCCCUGCAUUUAAGUUGACCGAAAAACCACCAGUUUUGCUACCUCUCCCGCUUCUCUCUGAAAGUGUCCGUGGGGUUCUCGCUGCUUUCUAAAAACACGGGGCCUCUUGUCUGGUGUCACUGCAGCGCCGUCUGGCGGCCGCCGGCUGGCAUCGUGACAAAGUGAUUCUAGUUUCCCGGAGGAUGAGGCAAAUGUUUUCCCCCCGACUUGCAGGACCUGCAGUGUGUGCGCGGGAACUGAACGCGUGGGUUUACCCCCACCAUUCCACGGAAACGGCCCACUCAGUUGCACGUUCUCACAAGGAGUGUCAUGUUUAACAGGCAUCUGGACUGACAGCCAUCCAGGCUGCCCCCGGCGCUCACCCUCCCUCUCCGUCACUCCUCUCCUCACUCCCCACCUCUGUGUUUCUGAAGCCCAGAGUUGACGGGAGGUAAUCCCCUCCAUGUGAGUGGGCGGUGCGGGUACCGGAGGCGUGUUUUUUUCUUCUAUUAUUCAAAUGCUGCUGUACCUAUAAAAAGAGGUCCUGCCUGCGUCAGAUUGUUUUCUCCAAUGGCUAAAGGUGACUGAAUAUUAGUUGCCUCGGUGUCGUCCUAUCGGCAAGGGAAGAGAUGAUGGACGACUCCGGCGGUGUCCAAAUGGCGAGGGCGCUGAAACACGCAGCCCUGUGCCUGAUGCUGCUGCCCCGGUUCCUGCUGGCCGCCGUCAUGCUGUGGCUCCUGGAUUUCCUGUGCAUCAGGAGAAAAGUGCUGCUGAAAAUGGGCGAGCGCCAGGACAGCCAGGACGACCCGCCGGUGUGCGUCUCCGACUCCAACAAGAUGUUCACCUGGGAGUCCCUCAGGGCCGUGUGGCACGGCCAGAAGCUGGACUUUCUCAAAUCGGCGCACCUCGGGGAGGCUGCCCCCAACACCGAGGUGGUGCUGGUCCAGGAGCGGCGGCAGGUCCGGAUCCUGGACUGCACGAAAGGGAAGAGACCGCUCGUCCUCAACUUUGGCAGCUGCUCCUGACCGCCGUUCAUGACGCGCCUGGCGACGUUCCAGCGCGUCGUCAGGCAGUACGCGGACAUCGCGGACUUCUUAGUUGUGUACAUCGAGGAGGCGCACCCGUCGGACGGCUGGGUGAGCUCCGACGCGCCCUACCAGAUCCCCAAGCACCGCUGCCUGGAGGACCGGCUGAGAGCCGCGCAGCUGAUGUUCACCGAGGUGCCAGAGAGCAACGUGGUGGUGGACAACAUGGACAACUCGUCCAACGCCGCUUACGGAGCCUACUUUGAGAGACUUUACAUCGUGAUGGAUGAGCGGGUGGUGUACCAGGGUGGGAGGGGUCCGGAAGGCUACCGGAUCUCGGAACUGAAGAACUGGCUGGAGCAAUACAGAAAAGAGGUGAUGGACCCCCAGAAGGAGGUGCUGUGUGUGUAGCCGAACCUGCCCUGCUGCUCUGCCCUCCGCUUUAGUGUCCAAACCCACAGUGCAAAAUAUCCAGAUGCUGCUAUCAAACGUUCACACAUGGCACAUUAUAUAUGAAUAUUAUAUA